AUGCAUUUCACGAAACCUUCUAUUCUGGCUCUGUCUCUGUUGACGAGCGCCAGCGCAGCCCAGGAGUCUCCUUUGGAGCAAGCCAAAGUGCAAGCUCAGUUCUGGUUCGACAAGCUGUCGAGCUACAUUCCCAGCCCCAACAAACCACACACACCUGCUGCGGCAGCUGCUAAGGCGGGAGGGAAAACACUAAAUGUGUUGACUCUGAGUGAUUGGGAACAGACCAUCCGAUCAAGCGUAACACCGCAGACUGCAACGCCAGUGGAAUGGUGGGUUAUGGUAACGGGUGGAAACAGCUCCUGCUAUGGCCACUGCACCAUCGCAGAGACUGCUUUUAAUCAAACAGCGGCGCUAUGGUCGGUCAACCCAAACAGUCCAAAUCUGGCAUACCUCGAUUGCGACAAUCAACCAGUUCUGUGUAACAGCUGGGGAGCUGGGCCUCCCAGCUUGUGGAUCAUGGAUGUUCCAGCUCCAGGCAAGCCAGUCGAUAUCCGCAUCAAGGCGUUGAACUCGACCACCACCACCGUCAAGACCUUUACCGACCUUUAUGCCUCGAAAGACUGGAAGAGCAAGCCAGUCUAUGAAGGUUACUUCCAUCCUUUCGACGGGGUCUUGGCUCAGUCUGGUCUUGCGGUACCCCUCGGUUACAUCUUUUGGGUAUUUGCUGUCGUCCCCAGCUGGAUGUUCAUGCUCGGCAUCUCGUUCUUGAGUCGCACUAUUAUGAGCUCGAGAACUUCAGGACCAAACGCACGUCGAGCUGGCGCUCCACCCGCCGCUGCUCCUGCUGCCCGGGUAGGCGCCCCCCCUGGAGAUGCACGUUUUUAUUAG
Messenger RNA from Glarea lozoyensis ATCC 20868, 828 nucleotides. RefSeq lists its product as uncharacterized. NCBI's taxonomy places the organism in Eukaryota, Fungi, Ascomycota, Leotiomycetes, Helotiales, Helotiaceae. The record is from RefSeq and is a predicted model, not a curated record. Bases 1 to 828 code for a protein of 275 amino acids. The transcript is spliced from 2 exons.